AUGGCGUCGUCAUGCAAGAGCUUGAAGGAGGAGCUUGUGGCCUGCCUCAAGAUAAGCCCCUGCAUGCAGGACAAGGAGAAGACCUUCCACGAGUGCCUCAAAUCAAAAGAUGAAGAUGAGAUUGGCACGGGCUACUUUGAGUGCAAGCGAGGCCAGUUGGACAUGCGGAAGCGAUUCAAGGGGAAUGUAGAUUUCAUUCGCAAGAGUCCCACGCAAGCACCAGCUCAGCCGCCAGCUGCCGGUGGCCGAAGCUGA
Molecule: messenger RNA, 255 nt
Organism: Acanthamoeba castellanii str. Neff
Lineage: Eukaryota; Discosea; Longamoebia; Acanthamoebidae
Exons: 3
Coding region: 1-255 (84 amino acids)
Biological process (GO): mitochondrial respiratory chain complex IV assembly
Cellular component (GO): mitochondrion
Source: RefSeq, a predicted model, not a curated record